Messenger RNA from Osmia bicornis bicornis, 1839 nucleotides. Its product is annotated as outer dynein arm-docking complex subunit 4. The record is from RefSeq and is a predicted model, not a curated record. Gene Ontology annotation, molecular function: protein binding. The transcript is spliced from 5 exons. The coding region runs from base 1 to 1839 and encodes 612 amino acids. Lineage: Eukaryota; Metazoa; Arthropoda; Insecta; Hymenoptera; Megachilidae.
AUGCCGACGAUCAAAGGCGUGGAGGAACCCGACUUCUUCAGGGCUGGUAUAGUUUACAGAGAACUGGGAUACUGGUUAUCUCAUAUGAAUAUAUACUAUCAAACCGAGAAGUAUUUUGAGAAAGCGAUCAGGCAGGGUCAAGAAAAUGAUUUUAGAACCUAUAUUGGUUUAUGCAAGGCGUUGAUGAAGUUUGCUAAAUACGAGGAGGCAGUGGAGACCGUUGAGAAAUGCAGGGAAAUAUAUCCAAUCUACACCCACGUGAGGCACAUGAUGCUUCAAACGUUAUUCCAGAUCGGUGAAUUCGGGUACAGCUUAAUGCACGCCCAUCAAGGCUACCAGAAGUAUCGAGUCACCUUUUUCGAGCAUGGGAUAUAUCAGGGGACCGAGACGAUCGAGGACUGCAUGGGUAGAAACACCUCGCCCAUAGCGUUUCAACUUCUAUCCCCUUGGAUAAGGGAGCUCGAGGAGCACCGGAAGCUACUGAUGGAGAUGCUUAAAGAGGAAGUUGACGAGCUUGCUGGGUUCGAAGAGGGGAACUCGAAGUUCAAAGUAAACGAUCCGGAAGCCCAAGCAGAGGUUGCCUUCAGGAAGCUCCAACGAGUGAUCGCAAAGAUCUUUCUCGGCAAACUAGCCUACGAUAAACAGUUUCUCCAGGAUAUAUCCGAGGAUCCUGAUAUUCUCCAACCGCCUAACAAAGCCUUGGUAGCAGAGCUGCGUGCACUGGCAACGAGAAUUUAUCUAGAAACACAGAGUAGACAAGACAUCAUUCGAACGCGACGACCUCUCUACACGAUGCUUUUCGAAAGAAGAGAUAUACCCAAGGGUCACAGGAUAAUGAUGGAGGAAGAGAAGAAGUUACGUAGAAAUUUAAUCGUCAUCGAGGCGGAUUUCCUGUUGCGUCGUUUGCACGACGUUAGAAUGCGCAAAGAGUACACUACGUUCUUUAGAAUGGUGGAUAGAGUUAAAGACAAGUUCGAUUCCUACUCGGUGAAGAUGUUCCCCUUGAAGCAGCAGUGUCUGAACGCAGUCUACAACAUGGUCGCUUGGAUGUACAUAGACGCCCGGGAUUUAUCCGGUUUUAAAAGUAACCGGAUCAGAAAAAUCUAUUUGAAGCAUCAUCUGGGGAUGCGGGUGGCCGAAUUGCCAAGGGACUGCGACAUCGCCUGGGUGAAGGCUAUCAACCGAAAAAAGGCUCUCAGAGUUUUUCGCAGGAGAUUAGCGAUGGCUUCGGAACCCCUCGAGCUAGCCUGGCUGUUCCACGAGUUAUCGAAACACCUGAUCGACAUCCGCCGCCACGACUUGGCCAGAUUUUACAUAAAGAAGGCACGGAAAAAGGGUCAGGAAGCAGAGAGCGAGCAAUGGGUGCUCAACACCCAUCACUUGUUACUCCGUAUAGAAAUCGAUCAGAAUUACCGGAACGAAGCGAAGGAAGUCGCGUUGCACGCGCUCUCCAGCUCGAAGAAACUUGGCCUCGAUUUUCUCGUCGAUUUCUACACGAACGCGAUCAACGUGAUCGACGAAAUGGACACGGAGAAGCUGAUCGAUUCGGACGCGAUCACGGCUAGACAACAUUUGAUCCUCGAUCUGAUGCCGGAUGACAUGAAGCCCAAAGUGGAUUACCUUUGGAGGAGCAUGGAGGCUGUGCCUGCCAAACGAAGAUUAUCCGUGAUGCCGGGCUGUAAGACGGUCGAUCGAAAGUUCAAACUACCCUGUAAGAGGAUGACCAUUUUGUCCGCUCCUCCCAAGAAUCCUGCGAAGGAAGCCAGGGAUGCUUUGCUCCAACAAUUCGCGCGGACCGUGGAGAGGCCCGGUUUCGUGGACUUUAAUAAAUUCGAAUGA